AUGCGCAGCUUUGUUCGUUGCUUUCGGGUGGCUUGGCUUCUGCUGAACAAUUGGUACAAGCCACAGGUGAUCAACCAAACCAGUCUCUUGGACAAGUGGCCACCGCCAAAGAAAUACAGUCAUGAAGACUGGUUGGGUUGGACGCAAGCAGAUCAGGCCACCAACCUGCAGAUCCAAGAGUAUUGCCAGGCCAUGCGCAGCGGCCUGCGGGAGUCUUUGAGCUCGGCAGCUGCGGAGGAUUUUCGAAACUCCCAAGAUCCCGUGGAUCGUUUGCUUUGGCGGAUUCGGAGUGAGGAAAGCAAAGCCUUCAAAGAGUGCCUUGCCUUGGAUUUCAGACGGCUUAGGCGCCCACUCCAAGCAAUGUGGUUCCUGUGUGUGCUGGUCCAAGUGAUGGCAGUUUGCGGCGGAUGGCCGAGAAGCAAAGGCUAUGGGCGCUAUGGGGCACAUAGCCAAGGCCACUCCCAGGGACAUGGGUCUUGGGGCUGGCGCUCUGGUGGGCAAUUCUCUUCAGCCUCUUCUAUGCAAGAAACUUUGACCAUGUGCUUGGCUGAGCGUCUUCUCUCCAAAGACAGAGCAAAGAGAAGGCCUUCCCGUAGCCCUUCCCCUUUGUCUUCAGAUGGCUCCGACAAAUGCAGGGGAAAAACAGCCCGCAGCUCAGCGCUGUCCUCUACUGAGCGGGCCGAACUGUCAGAGCUCAGGGAGUUCAAAGCCAAGCAUGACGCUGAGUUGGCUGCAAAGCACACCAUAGAACUAACUGAAAAAAUGGAGCAGUCUCGGCAAAAAGAGCUUGCAGACUUGGAAGAGCGAAUUCUGCAGGCAAUCCCUAGGCCUUCUGUGGGCAGCCAGCCGUCCUCAUCGGCGACUUCAUCGCCCAAACAGAAAAAGCUCGUUGAGGCUCUCCUAGAAGAUACCAUUGCCCUCAGCGACAGCUUUUCUUGGACAGAAGUGGAAAGCAAAGUUGGGGACCUGAAGUCCGAAGAGCUGAAAGACUUGAUGGCCCUUCGCAAGCUCGCCCCCAUCCCUCGUGGCAAGGCAGCACGUGUCACAGCAGUUGUGGCAUUCUUGAAGAACCAGUGCAGGGCUUGA
Cladocopium goreaui is the source of this 1086-nucleotide messenger RNA. The record is from the annotation of a GenBank genome assembly. Lineage: Eukaryota; Dinophyceae; Suessiales; Symbiodiniaceae.